Sinocyclocheilus anshuiensis is the source of this 10754-nucleotide messenger RNA. It is a transcript of the gene chd7, whose product is annotated as chromodomain helicase DNA binding protein 7. The record is from RefSeq and is a predicted model, not a curated record. NCBI's taxonomy places the organism in Eukaryota, Metazoa, Chordata, Actinopteri, Cypriniformes, Cyprinidae. Bases 445 to 9708 code for a protein of 3087 amino acids. The transcript has 38 exons. Gene Ontology annotation, molecular function: protein binding; ATP binding.
GUCAUGCACGCGCCCCGUGUCUGUGGAAGGUGAGCGAGCGCGAGAGUCUAGAGGAGAGGACGCGAGCCUGGAUCGAUCGGAUUAAACUCGAAUUGAGUGAAAUUAACACAAAGGAGAGAAGCAGAGUCGGCGAGGACGGGACGCUGAGACGCCGACUUCACCGAAAGAAUUUGAAUUUCGACAGUUAUUCGCGUAUUUAAACGGAUUUUCGGGAUAUAAGAAGAGGAGUUAAUUGGUGAAAACCCUAAACUGACCCGCGUUGAGUAGGGUCCUGUAACCUGACUUUGCCUGACACUGCGUUCUCUGAGAGAAUUAAGGAAAUAUGGAGUGACAUGCUGCAGAUUAGUUAGCGGAUUAGCGGCUUUGAGGACAUCCACCUCUGUGUGAGCACACAUUCCCUGUCCUGCUUCUGAAGCUCGGCUGCACAGCAGGAGCACUGCAGCCAUGGCUGACCCAGGCAUGAUGAGCCUCUUCGGAGACGAUGGGAGUCUGUUCUCUGAUGAGUUGGAGGGCCUGGGGGACUGUGGCUACCCCCAAGGUCAGGCAAAUCCAAUGAGUCAACAGAUGCCCCAUGAGCACCAAGGCUACGGGCAGCUCCCCUCUUCUCUUCACCUCUCCUCACCUGCUGUACCUGGACAGGCCAAGCUUGGCCUCCAUUUUGACCACUUCAGUCAGUAUGAGCAGCCCAAGAUGCAUCCAAUGGACCAGCAGGGGGGCCGGAUAAUGGGGAACGGACCAGUUAAUGGCAUGUCCUCCCCUCAUUCCCGCUAUCACGGUCCUCCACCAGGUGCAGGAGGGUCUGCAGGGCAUCAUGUCUACCCGGGAGCACAAGGAGAUGGCCAGAGCCAGUCAUUCUCAGAUAGCGGAAAUGCGUGGGGCGCUCAAGCGAUGCAGGUGCCCGAUCAAGCUAGACCUGCUUUCCAGCAGCAACCUCCACAAGCCUCGUCUCAUCAGCACGGCCCUGCCGGACCACAGGGACAUGCCCACCAAAUGGGCCCUUUCAUCGGCCGUGGUGACUAUGCCAUGCAGGGCCACAACCAGACGCAAACACCCCCCAGAAUGAACCACUUUCCCCAAGGCCUCCCUCAGGAAGCCAAUCAUUUCAUGGGUCACGUGGGGAUGACUCAGAAUCCCGGCAUGUCGGGACCCCCCAUGCGUCACCCAGCACAGCCUCCUCAGCAGCAUCAGCAACCCAAUCAACAAUUUCUCCACAGGUCUGGCCAGGGUCCGGUUCAUCAGGAGUCUGUCGCCAGCCACAACCCCCAGUUCCCACAAAGCCCUUCAAGACAGCAGCAGCAACAACAACAGCCGCAGCAGCAGGUCAUGGGCGGAAGACCCCACCAAAACAUGGGAUAUAACAUGCACAACCAGCAAGUCCCUUCCAACACUGUAAACAGCUCAGGGCAGUACCCUCCCUAUCCUUCAUACGGCAACCUUAGUCAGGGAUUAGCCAACACUUCAGGGAUGAGUCCCAACUUGAGCCUUACCACCAGCAGCAACAGUAACCCUAAUGCUCCCGUGACCCAGGUGCAGCGUUACCCUGCCCCGACGGGGCCCCAGCGCUACCCCACACCUGGGGCUCAACAGGGACCAAUGCACCAGCAGCCCAUUCAUGUGAACCAAAUCAACACCCAGCCUAUGCAUCCAGCUCAGAACCAGGUUGCAGCCCAGCAGAAGCUGCAGCAACAGCAUCUACCGCCUCCACCUCAGGGAUCAUACGCCUCCCCUCCUUCCAUGUCGCCCAUGAGGAACCUGGCUACCCCUGCGGGCACGCCUCCUCCCCAGCAGAGCCGCCCGCCCAGUGCGGGUUUGGUAACUGAUGUGGGCGGCUACCCCGGCGUCCCGCAUCAGCCUCAAGGCCCAAUGGCUCUCGCCCAGAGAGGAGCCUGCCCAAUGAAUGCAGCUCUGCAGCAUCCCCACCAACAGCUGUCGUCGCAUCCCUCACACCCACAUCCUCCACCAACCCAGAUGUACGCUGCUUUGUCACCCAAUCACAGGGCCACGGGCGCUCAAGGAAGACCUCCAGCAGGACCGGGUGCGAACCACACAGAGCCCCAGGACCAGAGGCUGCUCGCCCAACAAGCGCAGCGCCAGCAGCUGCAGACGCCCCCAUUGCCUUUCCAGCAGCAACAGCUGCAGCAGGUGCACACCCCUCCUUCGAUUCCCCCGUCACAGACACACCUGGCUGCACACCACCAGAGCUCCCCUCCAUCUCAGCAGGCAUGGGCACCUCCUCACCAGUCGCCUCCACCCAUGCAGAAAGUGCCUCACAUGCAGCAUUCUCCAUCAGACCCUUCCCUGGAGAUGAUAACAUCUAGUAAGACACCUGCCUUGGGCCCAAACCUCCAACCAGCCAACUGUGAAAUACAGCAGACGAAGAGCGAGCUCAAGCCAAAAAAGAAGAAAAAGAAGAAAGCCAAGACGAGCGAAGACCAAGAGGGUAACAACAUUAUUGGUGAGGCCGGAGGAGCUUCUCUGAUAAACGAGGGAGACUCUCUUAUGACUCCUGUGGAACAGUCUAUCAUUGAAAAGAAGAGCAAAAAGAAACCAAAGGAGAAGGAGCCCAAGGAACCGAAAGAGCCCAAGACUCCCAAAACCCCGAAGACUCCUAAGACACCCAAAGAACCUAAGGAGAAAAAAGUGAAGACUGCCACCCCGAAGCCUAAGAGCUACAAAAAGCCCAGGUAUGCAAAAUCUGAGCCUCCUGUAGUCUUCAAAUCACCGGAGGAAGAGGAAGAUGAUGGUGUUCAGAAGAGGCGAUCUAGUCGGCAGGUGAAGAGGAAACGCUACACUGAGGACCUGGAGUUUAGAAUUUCUGAUGACGACGAUGGAGAGGAUUCUCCUGGACCAAAGUCUCCUUCAACCACAUCUGAGCAGCAGGAGCUGCUGGAUGCGGAGGGCCCUGUGGUGGAGAAGAUCAUGGGGAUGCGUAUGGGAAAGAAAGAGUUGGCGUCUGGUGAAGAGGUUGAAGUUGAGGAGUUUUAUGUAAAAUUCAAAGGCUUCUCUUACCUGCACUGUCGCUGGGCAGACAUCGAAGAGCUGGAGAAGGAUAAGAGAAUCCAGCAGAAGGUCAAGAGGUUUAAGGCUAAGCAGGCCCUCAGUAACUUCCUAACUGAGAUGGAUGAUGAGCCAUUCAACCCAGAUUAUGUGGAGGUGGACAGGGUUCUGGAUGUGUCUAAAAGCACCGAUGAAAAUGGAGAGCCUGUAACGCUGUACCUGGUGAAGUGGUGCUCCUUGCCCUAUGAGGACAGCACGUGGGAGUUAAAAGCUGACAUCGACCAAGGGAAGAUUGAGGAGUUCGAGAGAGUGAUGGAGCGUGAGCAGGAGCCGAAGCGCGUGGAGCGACCUCCCGCCAGCGACUGGCAGAAAUCCGAGAGUUCCAGAGAAUAUAAAAACGGCAAUGCGCUCAGGGAAUACCAGCUGGAGGGAGUCAACUGGCUGCUCUUCAACUGGUACAACACACGAAACUGCAUUUUAGCCGAUGAAAUGGGCCUUGGCAAAACAAUUCAGUCCAUCACAUUCCUCCAUGAGAUAUACCUGAAGGGAAUCCACGGCCCUUUCCUGGUGAUUGCACCUCUUUCCACCAUUCCCAACUGGGAGAGGGAGUUCAGGACAUGGACUGAGCUAAACGUAGUUGUCUAUCACGGUAGCCAGGCCAGCCGAAAGACUAUUCAGGCUUACGAGAUGUACUACAGAGACACACCGGGUCGUGUAAUAAAGGGAUCCUACAAAUUCCAUGCAAUAAUCACCACGUUUGAGAUGAUCCUGACGGACUGCCCCGAGCUUCGGAGUGUGCCGUGGCGCUGUGUGAUCAUUGAUGAGGCUCAUAGGCUCAAGAACAGGAAUUGCAAGCUGCUUGAGGGCCUAAAGAUGAUGGACAUGGAACACAAAGUCCUGCUGACUGGAACCCCACUGCAAAACACAGUGGAGGAGCUCUUCAGUCUCCUUAAUUUCCUGGAGCCUGACAGGUUUCCCUCUGAGUUGACCUUCAUGCAGGAGUUUGGAGAUCUUAAAACAGAAGAACAAGUGCAAAAACUGCAGGGCAUUCUGAAGCCUAUGAUGCUGCGCCGACUAAAGGAGGAUGUGGAGAAAAAUCUUGCACCGAAAGAGGAGACCAUCAUUGAAGUAGAGCUGACCAAUGUGCAGAAGAAAUACUACCGUGCCAUCUUGGAGAAGAACUUUGCCUUCCUGUCCAAAAGUGGUGGAGGUGGAGGUGGAGGUGGAGGAGGAUCCAAUGGUCCCAACCUGCUGAACACCAUGAUGGAGCUGAGAAAGUGCUGUAAUCACCCCUACCUCAUCAAUGGAGCCGAGGAGAAGAUAAUGGAGGAGUUCAGGGAGAGUCACCCCUUAGACCACCCAGAGUUCCACCUCCAGGCCAUGAUCCAGGCUGCAGGAAAACUGGUGCUGAUAGACAAGCUGCUCCCCAAACUGAAGGCUGGGGGUCACCGUGUGCUCGUCUUUUCCCAGAUGGUGCGCUGUCUGGACAUCCUGGAGGACUACCUCAUCCAGAGACGGUAUCCAUAUGAGCGUAUAGAUGGCAGAGUUCGAGGAAAUCUCCGCCAGGCAGCUAUUGACCGCUUUUCACGACCAGACUCUGACCGUUUUGUGUUUCUGCUGUGCACCAGGGCUGGAGGCCUGGGUAUUAACUUAACUGCAGCUGAUACUUGCAUUAUAUUUGACUCUGACUGGAACCCUCAGAAUGACUUGCAGGCACAAGCUCGUUGCCACAGGAUAGGACAGAGCAAGGCUGUGAAGAUUUACCGCCUGAUCACCAGGAACUCCUACGAAAGAGAGAUGUUUGACAAGGCCAGUCUGAAGUUAGGAUUGGACAAGGCUGUGCUUCAGUCCAUGAGCGGGAGGGAAAAUGCUGCCAAUGGGGUUCAGCAGCUCUCUAAAAAGGAGAUUGAGGACCUUCUAAGGAAAGGAGCGUAUGGUGCUCUAAUGGAUGAGGAGGAUGAGGGAUCUAAGUUCUGUGAAGAAGACAUCGAUCAGAUUUUGCAGAGACGUACACAGACCAUUACAAUUGAAUCAGAAGGCAAAGGCUCAACAUUUGCUAAGGCAAGUUUUGUGGCCUCUGGGAACAGAAGCGACAUUUCUCUGGAGGACCCAGAUUUCUGGCAGAAAUGGGCAAAGAAAGCAGAGCUGGACCUGGAUGUGAUCCAUGGCAGGAAUACUCUGGUGAUUGACACUCCUCGGGUCCGGAAGCAGACUCGGCACUACAGUUCUAUGAAGGAGGAUGAAUUGAUGGAGUACUCAGAGCUUGAGAGUGACUCAGAGGACAAGCCCAUUCAGAAACCGCGGAGGCCCCAGGACCGAACCCAGGGGUACCCCCGCAGUGAGUGCUUCAGAGUGGAGAAGAACCUGCUGGUGUAUGGCUGGGGCCGCUGGGGUGACAUCCUGUCCCAUGGACGCUUUAAGCGCCCACUGAGGGAGCGAGACGUAGAGACCAUCUGCCGCGCACUCCUGGCCUACUGCCUGCUCCACUACCGUGGAGACGAGAACAUCAAGAGCUUCAUUUGGGACCUCAUAACCCCUACCGAGGAUGGCCAGAGCCGCACACUGACCAACCACUCUGGACUGUCUGCUCCAGUGCCCCGGGGGCGUAAAGGGAAGAAGGGGAAGCCGCAGGCUGCUCAAACUCACAUGCCACAGGCUGACUGGCUUGCUGACUGUAAUCCUGACAUCCUCCUUCAAGAGGACAGUUACAAGAGACACCUGAAACACCACUGCAACAAAGUGCUGCUGCGGGUCCGCAUGCUCUACUAUCUGCGACAAGAAGUCAUCGGAGACCAUGCAGACAGAAUCCUGGAGGGAACCGAUUCAAGCGAGUUGGAUAUCUGGAUCCCACAACCCUUUCACGCUGACGUCCCCACUGAUUGGUGGGAUCUCGAAGCGGACAAGUCCCUCCUAAUCGGCGUCUUUAAGCAUGGCUAUGAGAAGUAUAACUCUAUGCGUGCUGACCCCACCCUGUGUUUCCUGGAGAGGGUGGGCAUGCCCGAUGCCAAGGCCAUCGCUGCCGAGCAGAGGGGAGCGGACAUGAUGGCAGAUGGUGUCGAGGGAGAGGAUGAGGACCCAGAGUACAAGCCACUCCGGAUGCAGUUUAAAGACGAUCUGGAUGAUUUUACAAACUCUCCCCUGGAUGAUAAAGACGAUGGGAUGGAUGGCGAGACUGGAGAAGCGCCUAAGCCUGGUGAGAAUGGGAAAGCGGGCAAUCUGUACUGGCCGCCAGCCUCUGCUCUGACAGCCCGAUUGCGCCGCCUCAUCACGGCCUAUCAGCGCACUCACAAGCGUGAGCAACUAAGGCAGGAAGCCAUGACCAAACCUGACCGGCGCCGAGGCCGUCCGCGUGAUGACAUCCUUGCCAUGGUGACAGAGGGAGGAGCUUAUGCUCCAGAUGGAGCGGUGGCUUUUAUGGCUGAAGGAGGGCCUUUCAUGGCCAAGGGAUCACCUUUCAUCCCUGAUAGCGCCGCCCUGCUGGCUGAUGGAGCGGCUUAUUUUAAAGAGCGAAGGCAGAGAUGGACAAGGCGUGAAGAGGCCGAUUUCUACCGUGUGGUGUCCACAUUCGGUGUGGUUUAUGACGUGCACAGACAGUGCUUUGACUGGUCCCAGUUCCGUGCUUUUGCUCGUCUAGACAAGAAGACAGACGAAAGCCUGGAAAAAUAUUACUACUCUUUUGUGGCCAUGUGCAAGCGGGUGUGUCGGAUGCAUGUCAAAUCCGAAACAGCAUUUUUUUUUUUAUAUAUAUAUAUAUAUAUAUAUAUCUCACUCUUUCGUAUCGAGCUGCUGCGGCGGAUCAGGGAACAGGUGUUGCCGCACCCUCAGCUGGAUGAGAGGAUGAGUCUGUGCCAACUAAGCCCUGACCUCCCAGCCUGGUGGGAGCCCGGACGCCAUGACCGAGACCUCCUGCGGGGCGCCGCAAAGCACGGUGUCAGCCGCACUGACUACCACAUACUCAACGACCCCGAGCUCAGCUUCUUGGAGGCCCAUCGGAAGUUAACACAGGGCAAGGGUGCGGAGGUGCCCAUCAUGUCUGAUCCUCUUACACCUCUGAACCUGCUCAAAGACGAGGAGGUGAAGGAAGAGCAGGGAGAUGACUUGGUGCCCAAAGUGGAGAAUGGUGACAUGGAGGAGGUCAAAGAAGAAAAACCUGAAGCCCUCUCUCCUAAAAAAGAAGAGGAAGCAAAUGAUUUGGGUCUGAAGCACGAGCCUAAAGAGGAAAAGAUAGAAGUGGAGGAGAAAGAUGAUACGAUGGAGGUUAAGACCAAGGUAGAGCAGGGUUGUCCUGUGGAUGGUAUGACUGAUGAGAAGCCCAUGAAUCAGGAGCCCACUACCCCCGAGGACAAAAACGCUGAGGAUGAGAAAGAGCCACUGACCACUGAGACUAAACUUCCUACUGACAAAACAUCCAAAGAAGUUGAGGAAGAGAAGAUGGAUGAGGACGACAAAUCAGAAAAAUCUUCACAAGCUGAAGUUGGAGGAGCCUCUGAGAGGAAGAAUUUUGAUGAGGAGAGUAACGCCUCCUUGAGCACGGCCCGCGAUGAGACCAGGGACUGCUUCAGUGUUGAUGACGUUGAGCCGUCAGUCUCUCAGAUGUUCAGUGAACGUUCACUGUUCUCUUUCUGGCCUAAGGACAGGGUAAUGAUCAAUCGUAUGGACAACAUCUGUGAAGCGGUCAUGAAGGGCAAGUGGCCUUCCAACAGGAGGCAGUUCUUUGACUUCCCAGGCCUGUUGCCUGGCUACAGCUCCAUGGCAACGGACAGCCCCCUGCAGAGGCAGAGUCUUGGUGAUCUCUCAUUGGUGGCUCAGACCAGCUAUAGUGGCAGUGAGGACCUCACCAUGUCACCACAGGUCAACAAGGAUGAUGCUUUGAGUCUGUCAGUACCUCGGCAGCGCAGACGCAGGAGGAGGAAGGUGGAGAUCGAGGCGGAGCGUGCUGCCAAGCGCAGGAACCUGAUGGAGAUGGUCGCUCAGUUACGAGAGUCCCAUGCUGCAGAAGGCCAAGCACAGGCCAUAGACCUGACCAAGGCCCUGCAAGGCGUGUCCACCUCCUCUUCCUCCUCCACUUUCCCUGGAGCCAUGGCCUCCUCCGCAGCCCUGAAAGCACAGAUGGAGCUGCUGCAAGCAGGCGCUUCCUCUAGACCCAGAGCCAACGGCUCUCUACUUGACACUGAACUCCCCAACCGGAGAAAGAGAGGUCGCAGGAAAAAUGUGGAGGGGUUGGAACUGCUCUUUAUGGGGAACAAAAGAGGACAACUCAAUGCGGAAAAUUCCGAUGGGACCAAAGCUUUUGUGGAUGGGCGGGCACGUAGACCCAUGUCAUCUCCUGCACAUAAGGCUCCCGUUGAAGGCCUAGAAGAGGGAAGCCAUCUUACAGGGGAAGAUGGACCCAGCACUAAGGACCUACGGGAGUGGCUGAGACAGCACCCCACCUACACUAUGGAUAUGCCUGGAUACGUACCAAAGAAUGAGGACCUCCUCUCUCAGUUUGCCAAGCCCAAACAGAAGAGACACAGAUGCCGCAAUCCCAACAAGAUCGACAUUAAUACGCUGACCGGAGAGGAGAGAGUCCCUGUUGUUAACAUUCGGAAUGGGAGAAAGAUGGGAGGAGCCAUGGCACCUCCAAUGAAGGAUUUACCCCGCUGGCUGGUUGAAAAUCCAGAAUUUGCUAUCGCCCCAGACUGGAUGGAUAUAGUGAAGCAAUCGGGCUUUCUCCCAGAGUCCAUGUUUGACCGUCUUCUGACUGGGCCAGUAGUCAGAGAGGAGGGCGUGCGCCGCAGAGGCAGGCGACCCAAAUCUGAGAUCGCCAAGGUGACAGCAGCAGCGCAGGCAGUGGCUUCCACGUCCGGCGUUAAUCCUUUGCUGAUGAACGGGCUGUUUGGCGGUAUAGACCUGACCAGUCUGCAGGGCCUGCAGAACCUCCAGAGCCUCCAGCUGGCUGCUGGCCUCAUGGGCUUUCCCCCUGCUCUCGGAGGGGGAGCGGACGCCAAGCACGCGGCAGCCAUACUGCCUCUCAUGCUUCCUGGCAUGGGUGGCCUCCCCAACAUGUUCAGCCUGGGGGGUCUGUUUGGAGGAAACCUGGCUGCCGCUGCGACGGCCACCAAUGGCGCCUCUGGCACAGAACAGGCUGAAUCUGAGGAGAAUCCCAAGCUGAAGACGGACGAUGAGACCAAGGACGAAGGAGAGGAGAAGGAAGCAGAGAAAUCGUCUGAAAUGGAGUCUGCUGAGGCAACCGGUGACGCAGCUGCACUGAAUGCAGCCGUGGCCGCCGGCAUGUCCACCAGCGCGCUGGCCUUCAACCCUUUCCUGCUUUCCACCAUGGCCCCAGGCCUCUUCUACCCAUCCAUGUUCUUACACCCCAGUCUUGGCGGCCUGGGCAUCCCAGGCUUCCCCCAAGCUUCUCUAGCUGACCUCCAGAGCACUGUGUCCGGGGCCUCGGGGGCCACCGGCAAGGACAAGGAGUCCGGUAAAGGGCUCCGCAAAAAUCAGGACCAGAAUGCCUCCACGGCUGACGUGGAAACUGCUGACAACACACUUGAAGACAGUGACUCAGAGGAGAGCCAGAACAAGACUGCUGAUUCAUCAGUACUAGAUGAUGACCUGGCAGGGCCGGCAGAGGAAAUGGACUCCAUGGAGGGUGGAAUGGAUGAUGAGGACGGUGAUGAUGAUGAGGAUGAUGACCCUGCUGAUGAGGAUGACAAAAGUGACUAAAAAAACUGAAUCAGGCCUUCUAACAUUUCCCCAGGGCUGAAGAGACGCAGACUGAACUCUUGACAGAAUGGUUAGUCCAGCUGUUUACAUGCCAACUCAAUAUCCAAAACACUUUGGUCGUUUGGUUUUUGUUGACAGGUAACGUUAAGAGGAAAGCAAAUAAGCUGUCUCUGUAACCAUUAGCAUAGCCAGGGAUGACGUGAACAGUUGUGCGGAUGUCAAAAGGGUGUUUUUUUUUCCUGUGUUUUCCUUACUUUUUUUUUUGUUUUUAUUUUUAUUUUUUCCUUGAAGUCUUUGGCACUGUGUGGGUGCCUUCUAGAUGAGAUGGAAAUGUCCUUAAAUAUUAUAGGAAUUAAUUGUUCCGAUAGUGCUAUGCUGCUCUCUCAUUUUAAUAUUAUUUUUUGUUUUGUUGUCACUUUUUUUUUUUUCUCUCUCUCUCUCUACUGUUGAUAUUGUACCAAUGAGUAGCAUCUUGUAAUAUUCAGUGAUGUACAAUUUAAUGGCAUUAAGACACUCUCCGCUGCUGAGGAAGAAUCGUGGUUUUCGUUGUACUGUUCUGCUGAGAGGAGCGGGCAAAGUUCUCACAUAUCAUAGCCUACACUCGGACUGUUCCCAGUCUCUCACUGACAAUCCAAACGGGUGAGGAGACCUCUCGACCUGUGGAGACAGCAAUAACGAAGGCAGCUUUUGAAUGUUCAAUUUUACUCUUUUGACUAAACACCGGAAAGUGUGAAAAAGUGACAUGAAAUAAAUUACUGAAGUCAAACGGUCUCAUUGUAUCCAUGUUAAUGCACUGGUGUAAGAAUAAAAUCAGGUACCUUUAUCUAUUUGAAUGGACUUUUGUUACUUUAGCCACAAAGCUGAACAGCAUUACCUCAAUUCUAACUAGCCUUGAAGUUUACAGACAUAAAUGUUGUAAAUGUUUUUUUUUUUUCUUUUGUGUCCUUUUUUUAAUCUUUUUUUUUUCUUCUUUUUUUGUUUGAAACCAUCAUGUAUGAUGAACUGUUAAUUGCUGCCAACUGUAGUAAUGAUGCUUUUAAUAAAAG